AUGCCGUGGCAGCUACGACGUCCGGGUUUCCCAUUAUCGACAAGCCGGGCCAAGGAGGAACGACAGGUGUUUGGGAUGGACAGGUCCUUGGGAAGAGUACAACCUGCCGGCGAGCGCCCACGGCUCCAAUUAGACGGCGCAACUCUCGGUCAACUUGUGAGGGCGCAUGGAGAACCCCGCUCCUCUCGGCCAGCAAUUCCACAGUCCGCCCCCAUCCCACUCUUCCUAUUCCCCUCCCGCAACCCGGCCGCUGUAUCCAGACCAAACUCGCAAAACCCCCAUCCCAGAGCUACAACCUAG
Colletotrichum costaricense is the source of this 300-nucleotide messenger RNA. RefSeq lists its product as uncharacterized. The coding region runs from base 1 to 300 and encodes 99 amino acids. The transcript has a single exon. NCBI's taxonomy places the organism in Eukaryota, Fungi, Ascomycota, Sordariomycetes, Glomerellales, Glomerellaceae. The record is from RefSeq and is a predicted model, not a curated record.